AUGGCAGAAACAUUUGGCGCCGUGGCCAGCGCACUAAGCAUAGUGGCUUUGUUUAACAAUUGUGUCGAGGCUUUUGAGUAUAUUCAACUGGGCCGCCAUUUCGGCCGCGACUUUACGCGAUGUCAGCUGAAACUCGACGUCGCCCGAACGCGUCUCAGCAGAUGGGGCCAGGCCGCUGCCAUAUACAACGACCACCGGUUCGCCGCCAUCACGCCGCCCGACAGACUUUCACAACAUAUCCGUGCCAUCUUGGAAGAGAUCGACGAGCUUUUCCAAGUAGUGCAGAAGUCCUCGAAGCGGUACGAAAUUGAUGCGACGCAAGAAAAUUUGGAGUGCUGUACUGUGACGACUAUGGAUCCGCCCGCUCGCAUCGUACACGAUCGAUUAGUCACAAUAGCUACGCAAAGACAGAAACAUACGGGGCUGUUGAAGAAGGUCUCAUGGGCCCUUUACGGAGCGAAGAAUUUCGAUAAACUGAUCGAGCAAAUCACGGGAUUCAUAGACGACCUGGAGAAAGUAUCUUCCCCGGAGACAGGUCGAUAUCGUCAGUUGGUAGAUCUAGAGAUCGAAGAGAUUGAUGAGCAAAGCCUUGGAAUCUUACACGGCGCCACGGCCGGUGUUGAUCAAGCCUUGUCCGAAGCUGUCCACGAAAAACUCGAGGUACUGGUUACCAGAAACCGUAUUGAGAAUAUCCGAAUGGAGCACAGCGCCCGCGUGCGUGUGGGAAAUGAAUGGAGUAGCGAUGCGUUGCCUUAUUAUCGUACGGAUGCCACUGGUGAGGCUUUGAAUCAGGUGGGCUCAGUUGCCGCCAGCGGAAAGUCCCGAAUCCAUGUGGGGCAAAAAUAUGGCGGGCAGGGCAUUUUUGAUGAUUAA
Molecule: messenger RNA, 873 nt
Organism: Diaporthe amygdali
Lineage: Eukaryota; Fungi; Ascomycota; Sordariomycetes; Diaporthales; Diaporthaceae
Exons: 1
Coding region: 1-873 (290 amino acids)
Source: RefSeq, a predicted model, not a curated record